GCUAACGAGGUUCCCGUACCGAUAGGCCGACAGUUCGUGCUCUGCCAUGGUUGGGGUUAGACGUUUGAGGUCAGCGUGGCUGAGUCUGUGUCUGCUACUGUGUCUGCUGUUGUGUCUGCCAGUGUUUUCACAAGAUGUCGGGGAUAUGUCCGUUGAGUUUGAUGCGAAUGAGAUCAGUGACGUCAUCAACACGAGCUACUCAUGUCACAGUAACCCAGCCAUGGCAGUGGCAGUUGUCAAGGACGGUAAGGUGCUGUUAUCUAGAGGAUAUGGGACCUUUGGCCUUUCUUCAGAAAAACCUGUCACAGGGAAAUCUGUAUUUGGAAUUGCCUCUUUGUCCAAGGCUUUCACUGCAGCCCUGUUCUAUAAAUUACUUCGUGAGAAAACCAACAUAACUUUAGCUUCACCUGUGAGACUGUUGUUGGGCAAAAAAUUCAUGAUGCCGGAUGAAUUCCGCACAAAAGAGACAACUUUUGAGGAUCUAUUGUCUCACAAGACAGCUGUCCCUGACUACAACAGGCUUAGGUUCAACGACAACUUCACAAGACAAAAUCUCCUGGAAAAGUUGCAUCUAUUACAAACUCGAUAUCAGUUCCGGGUGAAAUACAUCUACAGCAACCUCAUGUACGGGCUAGUGACAAGAAUAAGUGAGAUUCUGGGGGGCAAGAAGUGGGAGGAGCUUAUGAAGGAGAACCUGUUUCAGCCACUGGGGAUGACCAGUACUACCUUUUCCACAGAGGCAGAUUUUAAUAGAGGAGACAUUGUAGUGCCUUAUGCUGAGAUACAUUCUAAAUUGGUGCAAGUAAAUCCCGAGUUCUCAAGAAGGUGGGCAGAUAUGGCUGGGUCCGGUUCUAUCAUGAGCAGUGCUGAUGACAUGGCUAAGUGGAUGAACUUUCACCUCAACGCAAGUCAAAACGGUACAGGUGACCAAGUCCUAAAGCCAGAACUCCUAGAUGAAUUACACGAGGGCAAGUUUUAUGUUGGGGAUGAAACAUCUAGCGAUUUAAAGUACCCACAAUUCCCUGUGGCUACUUCUGACAGCGUUUAUGGCCUAGGCUGGAGGAUUGGAUUUUUCAGAGGUUUUGAAAGAAUCAGCCACACCGGGUCAACUUUGGGCUACAGAGCAAUCAUAUCAAUCAUCCCUCGUCAAAAGAUUGGGAUCUUCAUCGCCAUGUCAGGCAGUGAUGACAGCUUCAGGCACCGCAUCCCCCUGCUGAUGUACCUGACAGACAGAGCACUGGGUCUCAAACCGUUCCUCAAUGCCUCAACGAUUUGUUCAUACCCUGAGCCGUGGAAACCUAAACCCAAACCAAAACCACCUGUUGUUUUCAAUGCCAAUGUGACACUUCUACAUGACAUUCAACAGUAUGAGGGAUUGUACUACAACAAACUGUUUGGAUAUUUGAGCAUCCAUUACAACAAGACCCUAGGACUACUGGUCAUGUCGUAUGGAUGGGGACAGUGGCAUCUGUACCUCCAAUCAGUGGAACAAAGGGAGAAGUUUUAUGGCAGGGGAAUAGGAAUCAAUGAGGCCUAUGACAUUAGUCCUGUCUAUUUUAACACAAAAACCAAAGACGGCAAUGUCUCCAUCAUUGGUAUGGAUGCCACGGCACUUGAAUUCAGUAUGCCACCAAAAUUUACUAAAGUCACAAACGACAAGGUGAAAGUGAAAGAAAGUAAUGCUCACCAAAUGACCAAAGUCAACUUGUAUGUACUUGCAUGCCUGCUGAUCUUGUUGGUUAUAUUAUAAAACAUCAGUUGUUUUACGUGGUUGCAAGUGUUAUAUAAUUGCCUUACUUUACAUAAUUAUAAAUACAAUUAAUAUUUAAAAAAUAAAGCUAAUGACAA
This is a messenger RNA of Physella acuta, 1848 nucleotides long. Its product is annotated as protein flp. Lineage: Eukaryota; Metazoa; Mollusca; Gastropoda; Physidae. The record is from RefSeq and is a predicted model, not a curated record.